Molecule: messenger RNA, 3316 nt
Organism: Catharus ustulatus (Swainson's thrush)
Lineage: Eukaryota; Metazoa; Chordata; Aves; Passeriformes; Turdidae
Gene: DOC2B
Product: double C2 domain beta
Exons: 9
Coding region: 243-1442 (399 amino acids)
Cellular component (GO): membrane
Source: RefSeq, a predicted model, not a curated record
GUCUCUCCGUCUCGCUCAUUUAUUCCCAGGCAGCGCUGGCAGGAUCAGGGGCUGUGCGAGCGCCAGGGCUGGCAGCAGCAGCAUGCGUGCGGCGACCGAGGCUCAGGGCGCGACAACCACGUAAGGGACCGGCCCGAGCAUCCCUCCCCAGCCACCUCCGCAUCCCCCGGCUGGAACUUCCCUCUCCCGCACGGUCCGGGCUUCUCCGGGGUUGGGGGGGCUUGGCAGCGACAGCCGCAUGCAUGACACUCCGAAAAGGAGAGAAAACGACCAUAAGUAUCCAGGAGCACAUGGCCAUUGACGUCUGCCCCGGCCCCAUCAAGCCCAUCAAGCAGAUCUCCGAUUACUUCCCCCGCUUCCCCCGCGGGCUCCCCGCCGCCGUCGGCCGCAGCAGCAGCGCCCUGCGCCCCGCGCUCAGCCAGCCCUCGGUCAGCCCCGGCGAGGCGCCCCGCGAGGAUGAGGAGGAUGUGGAUCAGCUCUUCGGAGCGCACGGAACGACGCCCGCGGAGCAGCCGGCCAAGAGCCAAGCGCCCGAGGAGGUGGUGGACCCCGAGGGUUACGAGUCCGACGAUUGCACCGCGCUGGGGACGCUGGAUUUCAGCUUGCUCUACGACCAGGAGAACAACGCUCUCCACUGCACCAUCAACAAAGCCAAGGGCCUGAAGCCAAUGGACCACAAUGGUUUGGCUGAUCCUUAUGUCAAGCUGCACUUGCUCCCUGGAGCCAGCAAGGCAAACAAGCUGAGAACCAAAACGUUGCGGAACACCCUGAACCCCACCUGGAACGAGACCCUCACCUACUACGGCAUCACCGACGAGGACAUGAUCCGCAAGACGCUGAGGAUCUCGGUGUGUGACGAGGACAAGUUCCGCCACAACGAGUUCAUCGGGGAGACGCGCAUCCCGCUCAAGAAACUGAAACCCAACCAGACCAAAAACUUCAACAUCUGCCUGGAGAAGCAGCUGCCGAUAGAUAAAACAGAGGACAAGUCGCUGGAGGAGCGUGGCAGGAUCCUGAUCUCGCUCAAGUACAGCUCUCAGAAGCAGGGGCUGCAGGUGGGGAUCCUGCGCUGCGCUCACCUGGCUGCCAUGGACGCCAACGGCUACUCCGACCCCUAUGUCAAAAUAUACUUGAAACCAGAUGAGGACAAGAAAUCCAAGCACAAGACAGCGGUGAAGAAGAAAACGCUGAACCCCGAGUUCAACGAGGAGUUUUUCUAUGAGAUAAAGCACGGAGACCUGGCAAAGAAGACCUUAGAAGUCACGGUGUGGGACUAUGACAUUGGGAAAUCCAACGACUUCAUAGGCGGAGUCGUGUUAGGAAUUAAUGCCAAAGGGGAGCGGCUCAAGCACUGGUUCGACUGCCUGAAAAACAAGGACAAGAAAAUCGAGCGCUGGCACACGCUGACCAACGAGCUGCCGGGCGCCGUGCUCAGCGACUGAGCCCACAGCUCCACAGCCUUUGGGCUCCUGCCAGCUUUGGAAACAGGGGAUCCCAGGCCAGCCAGGACAGCAGGACACCCCCAGCAGGGCCUGGCUGCAGGGAAGCCCUUCAGGGAAGAAGGCACAGGUGGUUUGCUCUGGCGGCUUUUCCGAAUCGCCCCUUUGCGCUCCCAGCCCCGCUGCCGAGCGUGCACGGGCACACUCACACUCACACCCACACUCACUCAGGUGUGCACCCCUGCAUGCACUGCAGUCUGCCUCCUCUCCCAAAUCCUGCCUCUACUCAGUCACCUUCUCGCUGCCUUGCAAGUCAGUGGCAAAAAAACAAAAAAAAAAAAACAACAAAAAAAUGAAUGCGUCCGUCCGCGUCCGUGUGUCCGGCAUCGGCAAAAGGCGUCCCUGAAAACACACAGAACCUGGAACUGCCUCCUCGAGGCAGCUUGUGCCAUAUCUCUGGUGGUUUGUCAGUCUCUGUGGUUUGGGCCUCAGUCCUUUAUGCAUUUAAAGCUCCUCUGUUGGAAUGAUUGUGUCCCUGGUAAACCUGGAAAGAGUGUUUGCUUUCCUUCCAGGAAUGUCGUGCUCGUCCUCUCCAGUAUCUCCCGUGAAGGCAGCAGAGCUGUGCACGCCACACUUUCCAUCCUGGCAUCACAUUUGGGAGGCAAAAAUGCAAAGCUCCCUGGAGCAGCCUGGCUAUUCCUGCUCCCCAGGAGCUGCUUUCCUAAUGAAACCCUGCCAUGCAGCAGCACGGAUGUUUUUCCAGCAAAGCCGGCUUCCAGGCUGAAUUUUUCUAUCAUUUUUUCCCCUUUUUCAUCCCUUUCCAAUUCAUCCAUUAAAUAAUGAAGAUGCUGAGCUGGAAUUGUGUUUGUAGUUCGCCAUGGCUGUGAGGUUGAUUCAUUUUCUGCCUCAAACAGCGUCCAAACCAAAUAAAUUUCUGUGGAUGGCACUGUAAUAUUAAUAUGGCACAGUAAUAAUAUAUUAAUAUUAUAUCAUUGUCUGUGAUCCACCUUGGCUGCUCUCUUCAUCCUCAUCCCAGUGGGGUGAGCUGAACCUUCCUAGGGAAUGCUGCACCAUUCCCUGAAUCUUUUGAAGCCUUUAGACAAAGAUUUCUUAGGAAGAGCUGCUCCUUCCCCACGAGUCUCAGUUACCCUCAGCUUCCAAGCCCUGCAUUGCCAACUUCUUUUUUUUUAUUUUUUAUUUUCUUGGGAAGCAAUGGAAUCUCUGGAAACCUAAGUUUACUUUUCCAAGUGUUAGAUUUUGUUUGAUAUUGGGGGAAGGAGGGGAGAUAAAAGAAAAAAAAAAAAACAAAAAACAAAAAACAUUCAUAGGGUUUUUUUUUUUUUUUUUAAAUAACUUAAUAUUUGUAAUGCAUCCUGCAGAUCUGCAUGGAUUUUAUUUGAAUGCUGGCAGCCUGUCAAGUCGGAUGUUCCCACUAAUCCUUUCUGCUCCAGCACCUUAAAACCUGCCUGGGCUCUGAGCUUCCAGGGGAGCUGCAGCAGCUCCAGCUUGGCUGUGCCUCCCUUUUCUGGCAAAGUUCCUUUCCCAUUUUUUCCCAGCCUAUGGAAGUGGUUCAUGCCUGAGGUGGAGUAGGACACGUGUGUGUGUGUGGGUUCCAUCCCUUUGUCUCUUCUGAGUGGGCACUGCCCCAUCCCAGCUGCAUGCAGAGUUGGUGGUUGUCAUGCCAGGCCUCGUGAAAUGUUUGAUACCAAUGUUUUGCUACCAUGUGAAGGCUGCAGAAACCGUCCUUACCUGCAUCCUGAGAGACUUUUGUAUUUCAGUAUUACCUAUCUGUGUACUUUUGGUCAGAUUUGUUAAUAUUUAUAAUGAGAACUGAAAAUAAAAAGGUUAAAAAAUAAAAAUUAAAAAGAAAAAAAAAA